Molecule: messenger RNA, 3254 nt
Organism: Choloepus didactylus (southern two-toed sloth)
Lineage: Eukaryota; Metazoa; Chordata; Mammalia; Pilosa; Megalonychidae
Gene: DPP3
Product: dipeptidyl peptidase 3
Exons: 17
Coding region: 959-2866 (635 amino acids)
Biological process (GO): proteolysis
Cellular component (GO): cytoplasm
Molecular function (GO): metalloexopeptidase activity; dipeptidyl-peptidase activity
Source: RefSeq, a predicted model, not a curated record
UUCCCAAAUGAGGUUGGGUGCAGGGGACCAAAUGUAGGGGUACAAAGGUCUCUUUCUCUCUCUCCCGGGGGUAGGUGGUCUAAGGAGGAGGAUUAGACCAAAGGUUACAAAUACAGGACCCUCCCCUCUGUAAAAGAUGCAGGCAGGUAGUCUGUACCUCUUAGGGUGUGACGGCCCACGCUUAGCCAGGUGCCUAAUUCCCAGGUAAAUGGCGGCUGCUGUGAUUAGAACAAGGGUGCUGAGCAAAGGAAGCAGCUUAGCGGUUUGGAAAUUCAGAAGGCAGAGGAAUGAGUCCAGGGUAGGAGCCGGGAGGUCUGGGUUCUAGACCAGAUCGUCCUCUCCCGCCUUGUAUGGCCCUGCGCAAAGUGUUCUACCUGUCCCCUGGUUUUUGUCUGCUCGUGGGUCUGUUAGCCAAGUCAUGCAUGAACGCCUUCUUAGUGUCAAAGAUUCAGCAAUGCAGAAAGGCACAGAACAAAACACGAAGGUCACGUAUUCUCAGGGCCCUCCCCAGAGGAAGCCACUGAUGAUGGAGUGGUGUACACCCUUUUCAAUCCCAUCUGUGUAUUGCAUUCCUUUGUGUGUAAAUGCACCCCUGUAUCAGCUCCUUCUUUUUUAUAUAAAUGAGAUCGUGCUCUCCAUAUUCUUUUGUGUCUUGCUUUUUUCACUGAACACCAUGUCUUUGAGAACUUCCAUGGGGUGCAGUUAAAUCAUCCUCAUUCAUUUUUAUUGGCAGUGGGGCAUUCCACAAAAGUACACCCUAUAAUCACUUGGCAAGUCCAGUGUUAGAGGAGGCGUCGGCACGGGAGAAUUCAGGCGCUCACCGAUACCAUUCAUUGGAACAUGGUCUUCAUCGCUCAGCUUUGCUUCUUUUCCCCACUCCAGAAGGGGAGCUCCAGGGGCUCCCGGCUUGACGAUCCCUUUGGCGUUCCUCGUCUAUGCCGCCGGCAUCUUCUCCAACAUGGGCAACUACAAGUCCUUUGGCGACACCAAGUUUGUGCCCAACUUGCCCAAGGAGAAGCUGGAACGUGUGAUCCUGGCGAGCAAGGCUGCUCAGCAGCACCCAGAAGAAGUCCGGGGCCUCUGGCAGGCCUGCGGGGAGCUCAUGUUCUCUCUGGAGCCGCGGCUGCGACACCUCGGGCUGGGGAAGGAGGGAAUCACCACCUAUUUCUCUGGGAAUUGUACCAUGGAGGAUGCCAAACUGGCCCAGGACUUCCUGGACUCUCAGAACCUCAGUGCCUACAACACGCGGCUGUUCAAGGAGGCCGCCCAGGACGGGAAGCCUCACUACGAGGUGCGGCUGGCAUCCGUGCUUGGGACAGAGCCUGCUCUGGACUCCGAAGUGACUUCCAAACUGAAGAGCUAUGAAUUCCAGGGGAGCUCUUUCCAGGUGACCCGGGGGGACUACGGGCCCAUCCUCCAGAAGGUGGUAGAGCACCUGGAGAAAGCCAAGGCCUAUUGCGCCAACAGCCACCAGGAGCAGAUGCUGGCCCAGUAUAUAGAGAGCUUCACCCAGGGCUCCAUCGAGGCUCACAAGAGGGGUUCCCGCUUCUGGAUCCAGGACAAAAGCCCCAUCGUGGAGAGUUACAUCGGGUUCAUCGAGAGCUACCGUGACCCCUUUGGUUCCCGCGGGGAGUUUGAAGGCUUCGUGGCCAUGGUGAACAAGGCCAUGAGUGCCAAGUUCGAGCGGCUGGUGUCAAGCGCGGAGCAGCUGCUGAAGGAGCUGCCCUGGCCCCCAGCCUUCGAGAAGGACAAGUUUCUCACCCCCGACUUCACCUCCCUGGACGUUCUCACCUUCGCUGGGUCUGGCAUCCCUGCUGGCAUCAACAUCCCCAACUAUGAUGACCUAAGGCAGACGGAAGGCUUUAAGAAUGUAUCGCUGGGGAACGUGCUGGCUGUGGCCUAUGCCACAAAGCGGGAGAAGCUCACCUUCCUGGAGGAGGACGACAAGGACCUGUACAUCCGCUGGAAGGGGCCCUCCUUCGAGGUGCAGGUGGGGCUGCACGAGCUGCUGGGCCAUGGCAGCGGCAAGCUCUUCGUGCAGGACGAGAAAGGAGCAUUCAACUUUGACCAGGAGACAGUGAUCAACCCAGAGACAGGGGAGCAGAUUCAGAGCUGGUACCGGUGUGGGGAGACCUGGGACAGCAAGUUCAGCACCAUCGCCUCCAGCUAUGAAGAGUGCCGGGCGGAGAGUGUGGGCCUCUACCUCUGCCUGAACCCCCAAGUGCUGGAGAUCUUCGGCUUUGAGGGGGCCGAGGCGGAGGACGUGGUCUACGUGAACUGGCUCAACAUGGUGCGGGCUGGCCUGCUGGCUCUGGAGUUCUACACCCCCGAGGCCUCCAACUGGAGACAGGCCCACAUGCAGGCCCGGUUUGUGAUCCUCAGGGUCUUGCUGGAGGCGGGCGAGGGACUUGUCAGCAUCACUCCCACCACGGGGUCCGAUGGGCGCCCGGAUGCCCGCAUCCACCUUGACCGCAGCAAGAUCCGUUCCGUGGGCAAGCCCGCCCUGGAGCGGUUCCUGCGGAGACUCCAGGUGCUGAAGUCCACCGGGGAUGUGGCCGGAGGUCGGGCCCUGUACGAGGCUUACGCAGCCGUCACCGACGCGGCCCCCGAGUGCUUCCUCACCCUCCGGGACACGGUGCUGCUGCGCAAGGAGUCUCGGAAGCUCAUCGUUCAGCCCAACACACACCUUGAAGGCUCAGAGGUGCAGCUCCUCGAGUAUGAGGCCUCGGCUGCUGGUCUCAUCCGGUCCUUCUCCGAGCGCUUCCCAGAGGAUGGGCCCGAGUUAGAGGAGGUCCUCACCCAGCUGGCCACAGCUGAUGCUGGCUUCUGGAAGGGCCCCUGCGAGGCCCCACCUGGCCAGGCCUGAGAUGGGCUAGUGCGGCCCCUGCCCCCCUCGCAUCAAACCGAGGCUGCAAGUGGCCCUUCUGUGUGUGUAUUUUGAAGGGCUGGGGGCAGGGCAGGAUCUGGGAUCUUGGUGCUACCUCAGUCCUGGGUGGUGACACUAACCCCUUGCAUUUGUCAGCACUUUCCAAUUUACCAAGUGCUUCCCAUCUGUUAUCUGCAUUGCCACCUGCGGAGUGGGCAAGACAGGGCUGUUUUCCAGAUGAGGAAGUGGAAGUUCUGAGACGUUGACGUGACUUGUCUAGAUCCCACAGGUGGUAUGUGAUGGAGCCAGGACUCAACACCUCCUUGCCAAAUCCAGUGCUCUUUGUGUAUUACUUUUAUAACCAGAAAAAUAAAUAUUAGAAACCACC